Molecule: messenger RNA, 1102 nt
Organism: Neltuma alba
Lineage: Eukaryota; Viridiplantae; Streptophyta; Magnoliopsida; Fabales; Fabaceae
Product: 39S ribosomal protein L46, mitochondrial-like
Exons: 7
Coding region: 92-781 (229 amino acids)
Cellular component (GO): mitochondrial large ribosomal subunit
Molecular function (GO): structural constituent of ribosome
Source: RefSeq, a predicted model, not a curated record
UCGUAACAAUACGGGGAAACGAGAACCCUCGAACUCGCACUGUCACGAUAGCAAGGGCCGUCGCUCGUUACUCCUUUGCUUCAGAUUAAGGAUGCAUAGAUCGUUGGUUCGACCUUUCUUAACAAGGCGAGGAUUUAGCACUACCAGCUCCGAGAAAAUCGUUGCUUCUGUGCUUUUCGAGAGGCUGCCCGUGGUUAUUCCCAAAAUCGAUCCUGCUGUUUAUGCCUUUCAAGAAUUCUCGUUUCGGUGGCGACAGCAGUAUCGGCGCAGAUAUCCAGAUGAGUUUCUAGACAGAUCGAAUGCAAGGGGGAAAGGUGACUAUCAGAUUGACUAUGUGCCAGCUCCUCGAGUCACUGAAGCUGACAAAAGCAAUGAUAGAAGGUCAUUGCAAAGAGCUCUUGACAGAAGAUUGUACCUUCUUUUGAAAGGUAUACCAUAUGGGGCUCCAAGUGGAAAGCCCGUCUGGCAUUUUCCAGAAAAAGUUUAUGAAUCAGAGGAGACACUACGCAAGUGUGCUGAGUCUGCUUUGGAAUCAGUCAUAGGAGAUCUUUCUAGCACCUAUUUUGUCGGAAAUGCUCCAAUGGCCCAUAUGGUUGUUCAGUCUACAGAUGAUGCGCCAGGGUCUGCAUCCUUCAAGAAAUUCUUCUUCAAGUCACAAGUAAUUGCAAAAAACAAGUUCAACAUUCGUAAGUGUGAGGAUUUUGUUUGGGUGACAAAGAAUGAACUGAUGGAAUAUUUUCCCGACCAUGCUGAAUUUCUGAACAAGAUGAUCAUCAGCUGAUAUUAAUCGCUACGCCGAAGUUACACAGGGACUUGUUUCUUGGAGCUCCAUGGUCUGUAUGUAUCAAUUUUUAAGAUCGUUGCGAGUUAGUUGAUAGAAUGAAUAUAGAGGAUCUCGAAGAGAGGAUCGAGCUAAUAUAGAAUUGCUAGAGGCAAUUGAAGAUUUCAAUUUGUUUUCAAGUUAAAUGAGGCAUUGCAAAUUUUUGAAACUUUCUUGAGUUAUUGGAAGCAAGAAGGGCGCUGUUUAAAACUCCAUUUCCUUCUGUGCACCUUAUGUAUUUUAUUCUCAAUAAUAAUAAUUUAAUUUUAAAAAAUUGAUUUU